GCACCUCAUUGGCCAUAGUUGUCAUUGCGGCAAAGCAAUUGGACAUUUCUUCGGUCAGUUAUGAGGUCUGUGACACCCACCUCCUCACGCACGGUGACUGAAAUUAGUGAGAAUACCCUACAGUAUAUAUUAUUGACAUGGCUGUAACAGCUGAUCACAUCCGGGAUAAAAUUAUUAAGGAACUCGCGGCAGUGCACGUGGAUGUGGAGGAUACGUCACCUAACAGAUGUGCUGCCAGCUUUAAAGUCCUGGUGGUGUCAUCCCAAUUUGAGGGUAAACCACUGUUACAAAGACACAGGAUGGUGAAUACAUGUCUAGCUGAGGAGCUGAAAGAGAUCCACGCUUUCGAACAGAAGACCCUCACACCAGAACAGUGGGAGAAACAGAAGUCUCAAUGACACACACACACACACACACACACACAGUAUCACCCUUACAUCAGUAAAUAUUUUCUACUGCAAAACAGGCCUUAUACUUAUCUUAAAUGAUGCACAUAAGCACUCUUCCUCAUUUCUCUCAAUCAUUAAUGUGGAUUUUAAUCCAAUGGAAUUUUCUGCUGGCAAUAAAACACUGAUGCCAUA
Messenger RNA from Lates calcarifer (barramundi perch), 581 nucleotides. RefSeq lists its product as uncharacterized. Gene Ontology annotation, molecular function: 2 iron, 2 sulfur cluster binding. Gene Ontology annotation, biological process: intracellular iron ion homeostasis. The transcript has 4 exons. The coding region runs from base 138 to 398 and encodes 86 amino acids. The record is from RefSeq and is a predicted model, not a curated record. NCBI's taxonomy places the organism in Eukaryota, Metazoa, Chordata, Actinopteri, Centropomidae. Gene Ontology annotation, cellular component: cytosol; nucleus.